This is a messenger RNA of Chlorocebus sabaeus (green monkey), 1070 nucleotides long. It is a transcript of the gene UFC1, whose product is annotated as ubiquitin-fold modifier conjugating enzyme 1. Gene Ontology annotation, cellular component: cytoplasm. Lineage: Eukaryota; Metazoa; Chordata; Mammalia; Primates; Cercopithecidae. Gene Ontology annotation, molecular function: UFM1 conjugating enzyme activity. The record is from RefSeq and is a predicted model, not a curated record. Gene Ontology annotation, biological process: protein K69-linked ufmylation.
CCGCCGCCGCCGCCGCGGGCGUGGGGGAGGGGAGAGGCGGGCGGGGGUGGCUGCAUCCUGAACGGCGCCUCCCGGAACCCGGCCGGUUAGUGGCGGCUUCGAGGCCAUAGUGAGACAUGAGCCGCAGUAGCCAUAUAAAGAUGGCGGCGCCUUGAGGUAAGCUACAGGCAACACCACUUCCGCGUUUCUCUUGCGCCCUGGUCCAAGAUGGCGGAUGAGGCCACGCGACGUGUUGUGUCUGAGAUCCCGGUGCUGAAGACUAACGCCGGACCCCGAGAUCGGGAGUUGUGGGUGCAGCGACUGAAGGAGGAAUAUCAGUCCCUUAUCCGGUAUGUAGAGAACAACAAGAAUGCUGACAACGAUUGGUUUCGACUGGAGUCCAACAAGGAAGGGACUCGGUGGUUUGGAAAAUGCUGGUAUAUCCAUGACCUCCUGAAAUAUGAGUUUGACAUCGAGUUUGACAUUCCUAUCACAUAUCCUACUACUGCCCCAGAAAUUGCAGUUCCUGAGCUGGAUGGAAAGACAGCAAAGAUGUACAGGGGUGGCAAAAUAUGCCUGACGGAUCAUUUCAAACCUUUGUGGGCCAGGAAUGUGCCCAAAUUUGGACUAGCUCAUCUCAUGGCUCUGGGGCUGGGUCCAUGGCUGGCAGUAGAAAUCCCUGAUCUGAUUCAGAAGGGCGUCAUCCAACACAAAGAGAAAUGUAACCAAUGAAGAAUCAAGCCACUGAGGCAGGGCAGAGGGCCCUUUGAUAGGCUACGAUACUGUUUUCCUGUGCAUCACACUUACCUAACUGCUUCCCCGGACACCCUCCACCUCUAGUUGUUACUAAGUAGCUGCAGCAGUCAUUGCUGGGGGAGAAACAAACAAACACCAACCAGUAUUGCUACUUAGUUUCUAAGGCUGCACAGGGAAGGGAAAGACUGGGCUUUGGACAAUCUAGAGGUAAUUUAUAUCCGCCCCUAGGUGGAGCAACAUGCGAUCCUGGAGGCAUGGGGGUAACUGAAAGUGAGUACAUAAAGUCUUUCUGGUUUCUGGAGAUAACCCAUCAAUAAAAGCCGCUUCCUCUGGUA